Messenger RNA from Rattus norvegicus (Norway rat), 11993 nucleotides. The record is from RefSeq and is a predicted model, not a curated record. NCBI's taxonomy places the organism in Eukaryota, Metazoa, Chordata, Mammalia, Rodentia, Muridae.
UAUGGGCUUUCUCAUCCUAGCUGCCUGGAAGCUGGUAUUCUGGUAGCAGCCUCCAGAUGAAGAUGUAGAACUCUCAACUCCUCCUGCGCCAUGCCUGCCUGCCUGGGUGCUGCCCUGCUCUUGCCUUGAUGAUAAUGGACUGAACCUCUGAACCUGUAAGCCAGCCCCAAUUAACUGUUGUCCUUUAUUAGAGUUGUCUUAGUCAUGGUGUCUGUUCGCAGUAGUAAAGCCCUAAGACAGCUCAUUAUCUGAUGCACAGAAAAGAUGAUGAACUUUAAAAGGGCGGUGGUAUCUAAAACCACAUCUCAAAGUUUGAAGUUUAAAUCCUGUAUCUGAAGUGGUAAGCUGAUUUCACUAGGAGAGUGAGUACCUGUGGACAAACAUAUACCAUGCAUACACAAGCAUGCAACACAUACAUACAAGACUGGGAAAAAACCCUCAUGUAGGCGCUAGAGAGAUGGCUCAGCAGUUAAAAGCACUAACUGUUCUUCCAGAGGACCUGAGUUUGGUUCCCAGCACCCACGUGGUGACUCACAUCCAUCUGUGACUCCAGUUCCAAGGGAUCCCAUGCCCUCUUCCAACAUCCAUGAGAAGAGACAUAUAUGCAGAUAAACACUCAUUCACAUAAAAUCUUAUAUAUAUGCAGAUAAACACUCAUUCACAUACAAUCUUAAAACAAUCACGCAGAAUCUUUAUUUAUUUAUUUAUUUUUUUUUGGUUCUUUUUUUUUCGGAGCUGGGGACCGAACCCAGGACCUUGCGCUUCCUAGGUAAGCGCUCUACCACUGAGCUAAAUCCCCAGCCCCAAGAAUCUUUAAAAAAAAAAAUUAUGUAGAUCAAAAAGCUCACAAGACCUGCUAACCACCCAGUCUCCAACCCCUCAUACAACUUUAAAUGUCUUACAGGUGAAGUCAUAUCCUCUGAGGGAAUGUGUGCACAAUCCCUCCCAAACAGGGGUGGGACUCUGUAGCUUUUACAAGGUCUCCAUGGCAGAAUCUGUGGUUCACUGGGUAGCACGGAGGUCCAGGAAGGUUAGGAUUUAGGACAGGGAGGUGUCAGGCAGCACAACAAGGUAGUGGAGAAGAUUUGUGGUAGAGAUUAGAGCCAAGGAUGUGGGCAUCUACACCCACCCCUGACUCCUAUUUUCAUCAAGGCAGCUUUCCUGUUAUAUUCCACAGUAAUGAUAAAUAUCAGUAACUACUAUUUAUUGAGCUGUUCGGAAUUUUCCUACAUAUUGUGCACACACAUUAUUUUCUUAUCUUCAUGAGGUAAAGGUGCCAAGACAUGAGUACUUCCCAAAGUUCUGUGAAGUCAGCCUUAUCUUACAAGCAGAAAUGCUAAGACACAGAGAAUUGUAAUGGCUGGUUUAUGUGGACAGGACUAAAAGGUAGUAGAGCUGGUUCAGAACCAUAGUUCUUGGCCUCUGUGAUGCCAGAGCCAGAGGUCGUUGAGCAGUACUGACUUAAAACCUGUGGCUACUCCUAACUGUCCAGAACCAUAUUGGUGGUGCAAAACGAGGCUGUGAGUCCGAGGAACAGAGAAAACUGGGCCUCACCUCUGAUAAAGAGAGGACAGGGAAAAUGGCUACUAAAAGGGCAAACGUUUCUAUCGUGUAUUAUUACAAAUGAUACUAAAAGAGCAAAUGACACAUCUUGUAUCUUUACAAAUGAUACAGGAGACGGUACUGGUGCCAGGGAAUCAGUGAGGGCAAUCUGAAGUGUUCUGAAGGUCUCAAAUCAUUGCGGACAGUGAUUCAUCUGAAUUCCUUGUUCCCUUUCUGGAAUUUGGAGAAGACAGCCAUUCCGGGAGACAGCUCAUAUUUACUGAGUGCUUUUCAUGAAAUUCACCUUCUGGAGCUUUAAAGUUCCAGAAUGUAAAUGCAGAAUAAACAUUGCCUUGAUUUAAUAUACACAGGCUUGAGUUCACAAGACGAAAAAUGUCCUGUAAAUUCCACAUCAUCAACUGAUGGGAAUAUUGAAAGGAGAAGGAUGGGAAGUCAUUUGAGGAAUGCUCCAAUAGCUGCUUCUGAAUCUUACUUUAGGAGCAUGAGACCUGUAGAAUUAAAGAAUACAGGGGCAAGGGCUGCUCUGUGACCAGUGUUGUUCAGCUGCCCUCAGCCUCCCAGGACUCUCCUUGAGACCUAACAGAGUUGAAGUGGAGCUUCUCCCUUGUGUCAGUAUGGUUUCUACCCACAAUCUUUCAUAGCCUCUGACGCAUCCAGGCAGGAAAGGGAACAUAUAUAUUUGCAUAAGAUACAAGGCUGUGUAAACAAACUCUUAGCUGGUUAAAGGGCACCACUUUAUAAACUGCCCUUAUUAGUUUUAAUGGGCUCUACACAACCAAAAACCCAUUUUACAUUCUUUAAAAAGUCCUUCUCUCUUUUCCCCUUGGGUGUUUUAUACUAAUACUGUUUUGUUUGUUUUUUUGUUGUUGUUGGUUUUUUGUUUUUUGUUUUUUGGUAUAACUCCAAGCUCUCCAAAUUAACUUCCAUAUCCUUUGAAAAGAUCACUCAUGUGUACGUCUUUUUUUUUUUUUUUUUUUUUUUUUCCGUUCUUGUUUUCAGAGCUGGGGACCGAACCCAGGGCCUUGCGCUUCCUAGGCAAGCGCUCUACCACUGAGCUAAAUCCCCAACCCCUCAUGUGUACGUCUUAAAACUAACAAAUUUAAAAUUUUACAGGAGUCCAGUUAGCUAAUAAUUCCUAUUCCCAUCAAUGGGUUAAAAUGGGAUCUACUUUGAAAUGUACUUUUGUGAGUGCAUUUCCAUCAUGAAUAUGAAUCUCCCACAUAGAAAUGUUAACUUCCAAUACUUUUUAGGUCAGAUUUUCCUAUUUUUGAUCUUGCAGAGGUUGGUGGAAAAUGGACUCAACCAUUGGUUAGAAGUUGAAUCACAGAAGGGAGAAGAAGAUGCUUAUUAUUCAGUGAAUCAACAAAGAAUGUGUCCUGGCCGCUCACUGCACCCUUUAAAAACGCAGCGUUAGCUUGGAGACAAGCAAAAAUGCAGAAAAGAUAAACACUGAGGCCAGGACUUCCUUUCAGUAUGUUGUUUCUUUAACAAGAUCACUAAUGUCUUAUUGAGAGCCAAAGACUCAGAAGUUUUUAUGAUUAGAACAUCUAGAAGAUUAAUAAUAAUAAUAAUAAUAAUAAUAAUAGUAACCAUAGUAAUAGAGCCAACUGGGUUAUUGUCAGUACGCCACUUCAAAUAACAGACUCGAAAAUACAUCUGAAAGUCCUUAGGUAUUUUUCUCCUGUCUUUGUUGUUCCUUUUCUAUUACUAGAUGAUUGGCGUUGACCUUUGGCUUGUCCUGUUCUCUAUGCCACAUCCACCCUGACUCAGAGGCAUUCAUUUACUUAGCUAACUUCUUUAUUAGGGCUGCCAACACGGAUCCAGGAUGGCAGCGGUGCAGGAUUGCAGGUUUGUAAAAGGGAUAGAUAAACAUCGUUCAGAAAUGAGCUCACGUGUACAGCAUACAUUUGAGCACAGGGAAAGGGCAUAUUAUUUCCAUUUUAUAGUGAGGAAACUGAAGGAAUAAGAAAACAAUACCUUCACUACUUCUUGAACAUGUAUAGUUCGGGGAGACACAGCACUAGGCCUUUUAGAAUAAUCUGGUUAUUUAGAAACACACCGGUUAAUUCCCCUCGAUCAAUCAGAAUCUAGAGCAUGUUAAAUUGCACUAAUAAAGACACAGAGUCCAGUGGAAGAACAGGAAGGAGGGUGGCUUGAGAGCUCUCUGCAAGGUUUAGAACUGUUUUGUGGGGAUGGAACCUAAGCCAAGUCUUAAUGGUUUGUGGGUGUGGGGCAAAGAUUACAGCAUAACAGAGACUAUAGAAGAGCAAAGAUAAAGAAAAGACAAAUUGUGAGAAUUUAUUUCAUGGUCGAAUAGAAUUUGAAGGGCAGAUGGAAGGCAGAUAGGAGGAAUUCAGAGGGAUUGCAAAUUGAAUGUUUACUCUGUGGCAGUGUAGACUAGGGUGGGAGUGUAAUCUCUUAGACUGUUGCAACAGUUCAGCAAAAAAGAUAAUGAGAUCUGGAACUAAGCAAAAGUGGAAUAGAAAGGCAAUGGUCUGAAAGAUGGCUGAGAUAUGGACCUGGGUAAUUUAGCCACUGGUUGGACACUAAGAAAGCAGAGGGUGUGUAAACAUAGUUCUGAAGCACUAAAUAAUUUUACACUUGAGUUUCUCUUGGACCAGACAAAAAGGAAAUUGAAUAUAAGGCUAAUGAUCAGGACAGAUAUAAAUCUAAAAAUCUAUUAGAGAAAUAUGGUGGCUGAAUCCAUGUUAGAAAUCACUAAGGAAUAACCGAGAGUACAAAGAGCAAAGGGGUUGAAACAAAACCUUCAGGAAACACCUGCGUUUUUGAAAGAGGAGUGGAGGAAGAAAGGUUAUUUUGUAACCUGGAGGGUCAGAGAGAUAAGACUUAAGUGGUGAGGCACUAAAAGCAAGAGGUUUCAGACAGCUCAAUACUGCUGAAUGAACAAAUAAAAAUUUACUGUGACCACAGAGGUCACAUCCAAGCUUCUCGAUUCUGUAGCUACCUGCUGAAGUAGCACAAAAGAAAGAAAUGUGCUUUUGCAAGAGAAAUCCACUUGUCAUUUUACCAAAAGUUAGCCUGCCAAUCAGCCAUUGCAACUCAUUACAACAUCUGGUCUUCACUAGAUUUAAAAAAAAAAAAAAUCACUUUUGAAUUGUACAUUUCUUUACUUCCUGGGCUUUUACGAUGACUAUUAUUAAUCAUGUCCUUAGCUUUGCUUGCCCUUCUUCAUUUUGAGGGUCCUGUUUAGUUGCUGGGGCUACUGAAUUAGAGGUGUAAUCCAGGAGUGAGAUUAAUGUUUGCUAACUUCCUCAAACCUUUGUGCAAAAGUCCAAGCUACGUGUGCAAAAGUAGAAGGAUGAUAUAUACAUACUAGAAUUGAGUAUAUACGCUAAUAAAAGUAAAACUCUCACAUGGUUCAGUCAUCAAAGACUCAAGUCAUUUUACUGUUGUCAUUUGCUUGCUUUUUUUUGUUUUUGUUUUUGUUUUUGUCAUUUCCUUGAGGGCAGAUGAAUAUUCCCAGUGUUCCCAAAGACAUUCGGUACCAACCUGGGGACAAGUCUCAUUCUGUCAGCUCUCAGGAAAAACAUCUUCAGGCAGAGAAUGGCAAAGAACUUACGAGUUCCAAGGAUUGGGCAGCCCACCGAUGAGGUAGGGUUGGCCAAAGGUCCUGCGGAACGCAGAACGCCUGGAACCUGCGUGGCCUUUACAGAAUGGGACUACAAGUCCCAGAAUGCAGGGCGCUACUAGGCAGAAAUUUAGCAAGGCGCCUGCGCGUAGGGCUGUAGGCAAGCCGGAGGAAGCGGUGCACUUUGGGACUAGUAGUCCCCAGGUGGCAACUCCUGGGGUCGGAGGUGGGUCGAAGGGACAGCUCCUUGCCCAGUCCCUCCUUUUGUCCACGUCCCGCUUCUCUUGGCCAAUGGCAGGUCCUGUAGCUGCGGCCAGCCCCCCUCCAAGGCUGUCUCCAUUGGUCCCGAGGCUAUCCCACUGCAGCUCUACCCGGAAGUAGCCGUGGGAAGGCGGUUUCCUAGACUACGACACCGGAAAGCUGGGGGCGGUGCUCCGAGCCGUGGAGGGCGGAGGGUGGUGGCAGCGCUGGCGCUGGGGACCGGCUCGGUGGCUUCGGCAAACAGUUUGGCGCCGGCGGCCGCCAGCCUCACCCCACAGCCGGCCCUCGACACGGCUCGCAGCCUCCUCGGCGCCGCCAUCCCGCGAUGUGGCCCACCGUGCGGGUGUAGCAGCUGCGCGUGCGCGGAACCGCGGGGCCAUGAGCGAAGCCGGCGGCGGCCGGGGCUGUGGGUGCCGGGUCCCCCAGCGAGCGUCAUGGAGCCUGGUGGCAGCGACGGCCGCGCUCUAUCUGAUGUUGGCCACGACCGUGUGCACGGCAGGGGCCGCGCCCAUGAGUAGGGAAGAGAAGCAGAAGCUUGGAAAUCAAGUCCUGGAAAUGUUUGAUCACGCUUACGGCAACUAUAUGGAACAUGCCUACCCAGCUGAUGAACUCAUGCCUUUAACCUGUCGAGGUCGUGUCAGAGGCCAGGAGCCAAGCCGGGGUGACGUGGAUGAUGCCUUGGGAAAGUUCUCCCUAACACUGAUCGAUUCUUUGGACACUCUUGUGGUAUUAAACAAAACUAAGGAAUUUGAAGAUGCAGUGAGAAAAGUUUUAAGGGAUGUUAAUCUAGAUAAUGAUGUAGUUGUUUCAGUCUUUGAAACAAACAUCAGAGUUCUUGGGGGUCUUUUGGGUGGACACUCGCUGGCAAUCAUGCUGAAGGAAAAAGGGGAAUACAUGCAGUGGUAUAACGACGAGCUUCUCCAAAUGGCAAAGCAGCUGGGUUACAAGCUCCUUCCAGCUUUCAACACUACCAGUGGCCUUCCAUAUCCCAGGAUUAAUUUAAAGUUUGGCAUCAGAAAACCGGAAGCCCGGACGGGAACUGAGACGGACACCUGCACGGCCUGUGCAGGCACCUUGAUCCUUGAGUUUGCUGCAUUGAGUCGGUUCACAGGAGCUACAGUAUUCGAGGAAUAUGCAAGAAAAGCUCUUGAUUUUCUCUGGGAGAAAAGACAGCGAAGUAGCAAUUUAGUAGGCGUGACUAUCAAUAUUCAUACUGGAGACUGGGUGCGCAAAGACAGUGGAGUUGGAGCAGGGAUCGACUCAUAUUAUGAGUAUCUGUUGAAAGCCUAUGUCUUGCUCGGAGAUGACAGUUUUCUGGAAAGAUUUAAUACACAUUAUGAUGCCAUAAUGAGGUAUAUUAGCCAGCCCCCUCUCCUGCUCGAUGUGCAUAUCCACAAACCAAUGCUCAAUGCCCGGACCUGGAUGGACGCACUGCUUGCCUUCUUUCCAGGUUUGCAGGUUUUAAAGGGUGAUAUUAGACCUGCUAUUGAAACUCAUGAAAUGUUAUACCAGGUGAUUAAAAAACACAACUUCCUACCAGAGGCAUUUACUACAGAUUUCAGGGUUCACUGGGCUCAGCACCCUCUAAGGCCAGAGUUUGCAGAGAGUACCUACUUCUUAUAUAAGGCUACAGGAGACCCUUACUACCUUGAAGUAGGGAAAACACUUAUUGAAAAUUUGAAUAAAUACGCUCGAGUGCCUUGCGGAUUUGCUGCCAUGAAGGAUGUUCGCACUGGGAGUCAUGAGGACAGAAUGGAUUCGUUCUUCUUGGCUGAAAUGUUCAAAUAUCUGUACCUGUUAUUUGCUGAUAAAGAAGACAUUAUUUUUGACAUAGAAGACUAUAUCUUUACAACAGAGGCUCAUCUGUUACCUCUUUGGCUUUCUACCACAAACCGAAACAUCUCGAAGAAGAACACAACCUCAGAAUACACAGAACUGGAUGAUAGUAACUUUGAUUGGACUUGUCCAAACACGCAGAUUCUUUUUCCUAAUGAUCCAUUGUAUGCCCAGAGCAUCCGUGAACCCUUGAAAAACGUGGUGGAUAAGAGCUGUCCAAGAGGCAUCAUCAGAGUCAGAGAGGAGAGUUUCAGAAGUGGAGCUAAGCCUCCUCUGAGAGCCAGAGAUUUUAUGGCCACUAACCCUGAACAUUUAGAAAUCCUGAAGAAGAUGGGGGUGAGUUUGAUUCACCUCAAAGAUGGGCGAGUCCAGCUGGUCCAACAUGCAAUCCAAGCUGCGAGUUCAGUUGAUGCUGAGGACGGGUUGCGGUUCAUGCAGGAGAUGAUAGAGUUGUCCAGUCAGCAACAGAAGGAGCAGCAGCUGCCUCCUCGAGCUGUACAGAUUAUCUCCCACCCAUUUUUUGGCAGGGUAGUCUUAACUGCUGGACCAGCUCAGUUUGGGCUGGAUCUGUCUAAACACAAAGAGACAAGAGGAUUUGUUGCAAGCAGUAAACCAUAUAAUGGCUGUUCGGAGCUCACUAACCCUGAGGCAGUGAUGGGAAAAAUUGCCUUGAUACAAAGAGGACAGUGCAUGUUUGCAGAAAAGGCUCGAAACAUCCAGAAUGCUGGCGCCAUCGGUGGCAUUGUGAUUGAUGACAAUGAGGGGAGCAGCAGUGACACAGCCCCCCUGUUCCAGAUGGCUGGCGACGGGAAAGACACAGACGACAUCAAGAUCCCCAUGCUGUUCCUGUUCAGCAAGGAAGGCAGCAUCAUCUUGGACGCCAUCCGUGAGCACGAGCAGGUGGAGGUGCUCCUUUCUGACAAAGCGAGAGACCGAGCAGCCAUAUUAAAAGGUAAAAGGAUUCCAAGCUACAUUAUUAACAGUAAUCCUGAGGUGGAAAAUGAAGACCAGCCGUCUUCUGAAAACGACUCUCAGAAUCAAAGUGCAGAGCAGAUGCUGCCACUUCCUCAGACAGUCGGCUUGGCUGAUCAGGAGAGCCCUGGAAACCCUCUGGAGUCUCCCUCAGAGCCACCAUCGCCAGCAGACAGUGAAGAGGCUGCGGGCUUUGCGCCUUCUGAACAGAUCUCUAGCCCCACAGAGACCCAGGAGACGGCAGGUCUUGAUGGUGAGUGCACAGACUUAGAUAACCAGCUUCAAGAUCAACCCGAAACCGAGGAAGACCCCAGUCCGAACGUCAGCUGGGGUACGAAGGCCCAGCCUAUGGACUCCAUACUAGCAGACUGGAAUGAAGACAUAGAAGCAUUUGAAAUGAUGGAGAAGGACGAACUAUGACUCUCUGUAAAGUGUCUGGUGGUAGAUAUUUAAAAAGAAGAGGUAAACUGGUUUUCAACACCCUGUACCAGGCAGGCUCUCCUGGGAGGCUCCGAGCAUUGCUCGAGCACGUUCUGACUAGGGUAAGUAGUUACCAUAGGAAUCUGGAGCAUGCUGUGUUAGAGCUGACCUCACCGAAACGGUCCCAUCCAAAGUGGAAACUCACAACCCCUCAAAUGGUGGUACGCAUAACCUGCAGCUCCCUGGCCAGGGAAAGAUGACUGGCCAUUCCUGGGUAAACAAGAAACGAAGUCGGCCAUGGGAAGUGGGAACAAGAGUCAGUGCAGCUUUCUAACCGAAGGGAGUUUCACUGCCUUAGGGUUGGGGUCGGAAGCCCUCGGGGAAGAUGUGAGUGAGUGUGUGGCAUUGUGGCUUUGCUGCCUUCACAGGAACACUCUAAGUGACCCACGGUCAUGAAGCAGAUGCAUUCACGGUAACAACAGCUUCUGCCAUCGCUCUUACCUGCUUCAGUCAGUGACCUAUGGCCAAGACAGUCGACUUGAUUUCUUUUCCUCUCCCAACAACGACCUUAGCAUUUAAACCAAAGGUGAAGCCAGUAUACUUUUUCCAUAGGUCUCCAUAAAAACCCACUAUGGGGCCAGGAAGAGGGUCCUAGAGAUAUUGUGGAAGUUGGUUGCUUAAUGCUCGGGAUAAAGAGAAGGAGGAACUGUAAUGUUGCAAUAUCAGCUUCCCAAUGGGCCGCCAUGGGGGAAGCAAUGACUACUCUAAAUGGAAGUCAGCAUUAGCUGCUUGUGGGUAGAUUAGAAGUCUUUUCUAGUUCAUUUCUCUAAGGUGGUUAUCUAGCCAUCAGCCUUACUCCAUCCCAUGUUUAGUAUGCAGUUUGAGACCGAAGGCUCAUCUCCAAGCCCUGUCCCAUUUCCCUAUCUUACAGAGCCAUGAGAAACCAUGGUAGUAGUCUGUAUUCCUGGGGUGACUACUGUCUUUCUCCUUUGAAGCUGGAGUCUGUCACAUUUUCUGUUAAAUCAUGGGUUUAGUUUUGUUUUAACAAAUACUCCUUCUGAUGUGGACUUGAAACUUAGUCUCUGGUGACCUGUGUAAAAACUAAAUAGCCAUAUAAGUAAAAGAACAAGAUGAUUAUUUUUUGGGUGUGGCAGUCUGGAGCUUGUCACAUUUAAUUAUUUUUGGUUUUGCUUAUUGAUAGUUCUACAUUGAAAUCAUGAUUUUAUUCAUUUUAUUUAUUUUUAAGCUUAUUUUAAUUGCUUCUAAAGGAGUAUUUGAGGGACUUAAUUUUUACCAUGGCAUCACACAAUAACUUCCCUCUAAAACAUGGUUUUGAGGUACUGAAUUACUUAGCCUACAUAUGGAUAUGAAAGGCAGCAGUGCUAUGCAGUGUGUGUGUGUGUGUGUGUGUGUGUGUGUGUGUGUGUGUACACAGUAUGACUUAGGUCCCAGGUAAACCAGCCCUUUUCUAUGGGCAUGAAUACCUGUUCUCAAAAGGUCCAACUAAACCAAACUGGUCAGUGAGUAAUAAGUCUUAGGGAAUUCCUGGGGGUGGGGUAGGAUGGCACAGCCUUUAUUAACUUAAACCUGACAGCAAAACUGGGUAUUUAGUCUCCCUGCAUGUGGUUUGGUGCGAGCAGACAGACCUGCAAUCCGGAGUCAUGGAAGGUAGAUGUGCUUUGUUUCAUUUCUCUGCAAAGCUGGCAAACAGCUGAAGCUUAAUUAUUUGACUUGAUUGAUAGGACUGGAGCGGGAGAAACGGAACAGAUGUUCCUCUGAGACUUUGAUUACAGAAGCCUUGUGUGGAUUGGUUUUGUAUUUGUAGCUCAAAGCCAUUGUUGUCCAAAUCAAACUCUGCUAAGUUAUCAAAGCUAUGUAUUUUUUUUCCCUUGAGAACUUAGGGCAUAAAGGGGAGCCCAUGACACUAGGAAAGCCAGCUUACUGCCACGUGCCAUUCCUCUGGCCACUAGGAGGUGCUGUUGCCCUUCAUUGAGGUCUAGAUGUACCUAUUGAUUUGUUUAGAAAAACCAAAUUCUUUAAGACAUUUUACUUACUAUCUAGAAGGAAUAAACUCCGUUUCCCCUACUUAAGAAAGGAGCAAUAUGUUCCCCUUCAGAACACAGCAUUCUAACUGACUUUCCAUUCAUUUUCGCAUUUCACAUACUGCCACAAAGUAGUCUUUGAGUUCACUAGAAAAUUCCAACAGCAUAGUUUUUUUUUAAUAUUUUCUUUUCAUUGUUGUUGAUGUUGUUUGUUAAAAACCUUUCAUAGAUAUUUUAUUUACUUGCUGAAGAUUCAGGGAAUUCUGAGACCCUGAGUUUAGAAACAUCUGGUCUACCUCAGUUAAAUGUUGACUGCUUAGAAAUAGAGCUGAAAUGAUCACCACAGCCAUAAAAUGGUUUGACUAAGAAAGAUUUAUAUAAUGUUUACAAACCUGGAAUCAAGUCAGAUUACCUGAAAGCUAAAGAUUAGGGUUAGAGCAAGUAUUUAAUUCAGGUAUUUUCAAGUCUUAAAACUUGUUUACCUAGUAAAAUUAGGUGUUUUUUCUCACAUAAAAACUCCAUUGAAAUUAUAUGCCCUGAUUUGCAAUAUUUUCCCCAUAAAAAUUAAAUGUGAAAGAAUAGUAAUUUACUAGGUAUGUUUGGGGCGGGAUAUUUUGUUAAUAGGUUUUCUUUUUCCUUCUAACCUGUGUAAUGAGCUUCCGAAAAGAGUAUAACUGUUUUAGAACAAAUUACUUUGUCAUUUUCCUUUCCCUUUUUCUUUACAGUGUUAGGUAUUUUUAAAUGAAAAAUUAUGCACUCUCUGACUUCAAUUUCACUAAUGUAAUUAUUUUCUUGGGAAUUCUUUUAGAUUUAAAUUACCAUCAUAUAAACCUUUCUUAUAGCAAAGCCAGCGUUUGUUUUCUCACCAAACUCCAUGCCAGACUCAUCAUAAAGAAAGCUCAGCCUAAGUAAUUCAAACAGUGCUUAUAGUUUUAGAGGGAGGGUAGCAUUUACUAAAUAUUCCAGCUGGUUGUUUUAUGCACAAGGCUACAGUCAGAACAUAGAAAAAAAAAAACAUUCUGUGAAUGAAACAUUGUAUGUUCAGAUUUUAUAAAAAGACAUUUUUAAAAGCCCAAUUUACAGCCGUAUAUUUUCUUAUGAUGUAAUUUAUGAAAAAGCUGUCUGUACUAACAGGUGCUGUAACACUACUGUUGUUGGGUUUUAUUGUUUGGUGAUAAAUGUAAACAAUAUUUCUAAUGGAAACUAUGUACUGUGAUGUAAAAGUCUGGGCAAAAUGUAUAUAAUCCUUGUAUAUAAUUGUGUAUUUGAUUAUAUUACUGAUUGUAAAUUUAAUAAAACAUGUAAAUAUU